Molecule: messenger RNA, 1262 nt
Organism: Cuscuta epithymum
Lineage: Eukaryota; Viridiplantae; Streptophyta; Magnoliopsida; Solanales; Convolvulaceae
Source: the annotation of a GenBank genome assembly
AUGAGUUCGGACGUCUUUACCCUCUUAUUUCUUUUCGGCUAAUGUCUUCCUCAGUUCCUUAUGUUCGCUCUCUUCUCAACAACCCUUUUGAAAACAUCAGUCGCAACUUAGCAAAACACACCGCAGCGAUGACAACGUUCAGCCGUACAUAAAAACGAUGAGAUGUGAUUAUGAUUCGAUCCAGCACCAAAAAACGAAAGAAGGAAUUGAGCUGUAGUGCCGAUGUGGUAAGACACGGCGAUACAUCAGCGUUAGGCGGUGCCGGCGGAUCAAUAGAGAAGACGUGGCAGCGCAACGGGUGUGGUGGGAUGUGCCGGUGCGUUCUCCUCAGUCCUCUCCCCACCUUCUUCCUCUUUUCUUCCUCUUCUUCUACGUACCUUCUUUCUUCUUCUCGAUCUGGUAACUUUUUCUCUUGGGCAGAUCUGGGGGUUUGCUGGCCGCUGCUUUCUAAUGAGCUUUUUAAACUUUUCAAUUUUUUAUUGUUUUCAAUUUAGCAUACGCUUGGUUGCUUUCCAUUAUUUUGGCUCCUUUCCAUUUUCUUAUUUUGUUGAAUGGUAUUCUAUUUGUUUAUCUAAUUUCUUUUAUUGAGUUCUAAUUUUUUUUUAUUUUUUUAUUUUUCUAUUAUUUAUUUUUAGAUAAUAUUUAAUUCAAAUGUCAUUGUUAAUGUCACAAUUUGAUGUGUACUAUCACAUAAUAUUACAAUAAUAUCAACAUUGUUACACAAUUCAUAAUGACAAUGUUGAUAAAUGAUUUUAGCAUGACAUUUUGUAAUGUUGACAUUCUUUUCAAAAUAGUUUGAUUCCAAUGACAUUGUAAUUUCACAUUGUCACAAUACUAAUACUGAUAUUGUCUUUAUAUCUUUGUUACAAUGGCAUUUCUUUUAUAACAUUGUCAUUCACAUUGUUUUUUUUUUUAAUUUAGACAAUAAUGUUAACAAUAUUAUAACAUUGUUUGUUUUGAAAAUGUUUAUGAUUUGUAAUAUAUGACAUUGUGAAAUAUUUCCAAUUUCAAAGUUGACAUUGUGAAAUUUUUUAUUUCAAUAUUGACAUUGUAAUGAUCACAACAUCAUUUUUCACACCAUUGGCAAUGACACUCAUUAUUGUCAUUGCUACAAUGUCAUUUAAUGUCAUUUACAUUGACAUUGUCAUUGUUAUCAUGAGUAUAACAUUGUCAUUGACAUUGUAAGUAUAACAUUGUCAUUGACAUUGUGAGUAUAACAUAAUUAUUAUAACAUUGUCAUUUCCCACCUCUGUCUUUCCCUU